This is a messenger RNA of Trichophyton rubrum CBS 118892, 1566 nucleotides long. RefSeq lists its product as uncharacterized. Gene Ontology annotation, biological process: mRNA splicing, via spliceosome. NCBI's taxonomy places the organism in Eukaryota, Fungi, Ascomycota, Eurotiomycetes, Onygenales, Arthrodermataceae. Bases 349 to 1566 code for a protein of 405 amino acids. Gene Ontology annotation, cellular component: U2-type prespliceosome; U1 snRNP; precatalytic spliceosome. The transcript is spliced from 4 exons. The record is from RefSeq and is a predicted model, not a curated record. Gene Ontology annotation, molecular function: mRNA binding; U1 snRNA binding.
AAACUAUUCCUUUGACCGGCAUAUUUGCGACUUCCUCCCCGUAUGUAAUCCAGAAGUUGUCCCUGCUCUUCUUCGUCUUCUGCUUCCUUGUCGAACUUGCAAAAGUUCGAACUUUUUGAUGCGCAGUGAGUUUAUCUAAUGUGAUUGGUCAGUUUCUGAUGACUAAGCUUCCCGCGACAAAGCCUGAGAAAAAGCCAAAAAAGGCGAUGUCGAACAACAGGAAAAUACAAACUGCGCGACAGCGAGGAAGGCCUGAUCUCUGCCUGUCGCCCGCGAAGACCGUCUUUGAUGCUUGAGUCUGGGUAGACCACUCUACAUGCUGCUUGUUUGGUUCUGCUGCUUUCAGCCAUGACGGAUAAACUCCCUCCAAACCUCCUCGCGCUCUUUGCGCCGCGUCCUCCGCUCCGUUACCUUCAGCCCAUCAGCAGAGCGCCCGACGAUGUGAAGCCAAGUACAAUAUCUGGUGUUGCGGGUUAUCUCGAUGAGCUGAAGAAGUAUGGAGAGGAGGUUCCUUAUAAUGCGACGGAGAGUUGGCUCCAGCGCAAGGAUAGGCUGAAGAUGGAGAAACGGGAGCAGACUACGAAACGCCUGGAGGAAGGUCUUGCAGCAUAUAACCCUUCUGAAGAUCCACAGAUUCGUGGUGACCCGUUUAGAACGUUAUUUGUCUCCAGACUGAGCUACGACGUCAAAGAAGCAGAUCUAGAACGGGAGUUUGGCCGGUUCGGCCCUAUAGAGAGGAUUCGAAUCGUGAAAGACACGAAGAACCCCAACCCAAAGAAACCGCACCGAGGCUAUGCUUUUAUAGUAUAUGAACGUGAAAAAGAUAUGAAGGCCGCCUACAAGGAAACAGAUGGAAUUCGCAUCAAAGACCGACGAGCUCUUGUGGACGUCGAGCGUGGACGUACGGUCAAGGGAUGGAAACCACGUCGAUUCGGCGGUGGGCUAGGUGGCCGUGGAUAUACCAAAGCAAUGCCCUCAAGACCAAUGGGUCCUGGCGGGUAUGGCCCCCCUUCUGGGCCUGGUGGCUUCCAAGGCGGCUUCCGAGGACCAAGGGGAGGCUUCCGAGGUGGAUUUAGAGGAGGCGAUAGGCCCUUUGGCGGCCGUGGAGGAGUUGGCUUCCAGGGCGGUCGUAGCGGAUUUGGAGGUUCGGCCAACGGUGCAUCGGGCCAGGCUCCUCCCAACGCUCCCUUGGGCCCUGGUGGAAGCCGGGGUGGUGGUGGGUAUAGUCAGCAAAAUGGUGAUGGCUACGGAGACAGACGCUUUGACGAUAGAAGCCGAGGUGGCUCCAGGUACGACAGAUCGGGUGAUCGUGGUGUAACUGGCAGCAACCGAGAACCCGUCAGGCCCAGAGGAUACGGAGAUCGUGACAGAGACAGGGAUAGGGACAGAGAUCGUGAUCGUGAUAGAGACCGAGACCGGGGUGGUCGAAGCGAUCGUGACCGUGAUAGGCCGCGGGACCGUGAUCGUGACAGAGACAGAUACAGUCGGCGUGAUGAUGACCCCCCGAGAAAGAGACACCAUGAGGGGGACGCAUACGAUGAUCCUAGGACGAAACGAAGAUACUGA